Molecule: messenger RNA, 8804 nt
Organism: Strongylocentrotus purpuratus (purple sea urchin)
Lineage: Eukaryota; Metazoa; Echinodermata; Echinoidea; Camarodonta; Strongylocentrotidae
Product: NACHT and WD repeat domain-containing protein 2
Exons: 27
Coding region: 264-5363 (1699 amino acids)
Molecular function (GO): protein binding
Source: RefSeq, a predicted model, not a curated record
UCUUUCAUCACAACCACCAUGGAAUCUUAAAGAAAAAUAAAACCUUUGCUAAGGCCGACUUGCUUCCGACCAGCCCAAAGGAGCGCUGCCUGAACCUGGGCAGCAUUUCACAAAACUUGUCAUCAGUGACAAAUGACAGUCUUUUUGUUAUAAGCUACUAAAAUCCUCGCUUCUGAUUGGUUAUCAGCAGAUUUGUCACUGAUGUUUGUCAUUUGUCAUUGUAAAAAGUCUUUGUGAAACGGGCCCCUGGUGAACGUUCCAGAAUGGGUUCGGCAGGCUCCAUUCCAGCCCUGCAGAACAGGCAAGCAGGUGGCCACCACCACAGGAACUCCAAGGCUUGGAUGGGCCUCAAGGCCACCAUCCGCUUCAAGCUGCUCAACAACGGGCUCUGGAGCAGCAUGCGGAGCGAGCGCGAACCCUGGCGAAGCAUCCUCCACAACGCGGCAUCCGACCUCGAGCAGGAGCAGGAGAAGGCGCAGGACACCGCCUGCAGUGACCUGGAGAGCACGCAGAUGUUCCGCGACAUGAUCCGUGGGACCGUGCCCCCGCCGGGGAUGGACACCAGCGGAAGGUCCGUCUGGGUCUUCAUCAGUUCCACCUUCACGGACACCAGGAUAGAGAGAGACUUGCUACUUAUGGAUGCCUACCCGUACAUCAGGGACUAUUGCCGCCAGAUCGGCAUCGACUUCAACGUGGUGGAUUUCCGCUGGGGCAUCCGACAAGGGGCAUCCAACAGACACAUGGCUGCUGAUAUCUGUUACGAUGAGGUCGCUAGGUGUAGAGAUGGUUCUAUCGGCCCUUACUUUGUGGCCAUCCUAGGGGACAAGUACGGGUAUCGACCCAUACCCUCCAAAUUUACAAUGACCCACUUUUUGAAGGUCAUAUCCUACCUAGAGAAGGAAGAGACUAGCGAGUCGUUAGAAGCUGUGGCCCUCAUAAAGGAGUGGUACAUUAAGGAUACCAAUGCUCUUGGAGAGCCCGAGUACCUCCUCCAGCCGAUCGACUCCAGGCUCCAGAACUACUACAGCCUUGAUGAGGACCUUGCUGGGACCGACAGAGAGGAGUGGAACAAGGUGUUCUCAGUCCUCCAGACCUGUAUCUACAGGGCCGUCAAGUACGCCCCUGACAUGGAUCCGGAAUACGUCAAAGACGUUACUCAGUCAGUUACAGAAGGUGAGAUAGAAGUCGGUCUUGAAGGAAUAGACAGCCGGAGCUCCAGUGGCCCUCCUCGCUGCUUCACUUUCACUCGCUGCGUUCACGGUCUGGAUCCCACGGAGAAGUUCAGCCGUAGCUUCCUGGAUAGCGGCUCCCCAGCGGAGCAGGCCGAGAAACAGAGGAAGCUAGGAGAGCUGAAGGAGAAACUCUUAAAGGCGAUGUCCUCGGAUGCUCUGUACAAUUACUCUCUACGAUUUCUACCAAGCCAAGAUGAGAUGAUGAAGGAUGAGAAGAACAAGGAAACACUCAGGGAUUUCAUUGACAUGUUCUGCCAGUUCAUGGUCAAUUCUAUCAAAUCAUAUGCCAUCACGGCUCUACACGACAUGGACAACUACCUCUUCGUCGAGGUCAUGCACCACAGCAGCUUCUGCCGAGACCGGGCGGCGACGGUCAUCGGACAGGAAGAGAACCUGGAGAGACUGAUGGGAUACCUGUCGAGUGCGACAAACAAGGACAAACCCUUCGUCAUCCACGGUCUGGGAGGCACGGGAAAGACCGCCCUCCUUGCCAAGCUCUUCAGCAUGUCCGUUGAGAAGUACAAGGGACAGGUCGCCAAUAGGCCAAUUCAUAUUGUGAGGUUUAUUGGUAUCACACCACAGUCCUACGACAUUAGGAACCUUCUCUAUAGCAUCUGUGAACAGAUCUGCCACUGUCUUGGCCUUGAUGACCACUUCAUUCCCAAAGAAUACAAGAAGCUACAGAGCAUGUUCUUACUCCUCCUACAAAAGGCUUCAAGGAAUAAUCCAAUUAUGAUCUUCCUGGACUCCUUGGACCAGCUGUCGGAUGAAUACCAAGGUCGUGACCUCCUCUGGUUACCAAGGCAACUGUCUAAUUACGUCCACAUGGUGGUGACAGUUCGACCGGAUGCCGGGUUCUGCCUCACAGCCAUUAAGAACCUCAUCGACAAGUCAGACUACUUUCUAGAGAUCAAGCCUCUGAAUGACACCUCCAAGUCGCCCAUGCUAGAAUGCUUACUUGCCAACAAUGGAAGAACGCUGACGCCAGACCAGAAGAGGAUAGUCCUGAAGGCACACCAGGACAACAAGCCAACAGCUCUCUACAUGAAGAUAGCAUGUGACAUGGCAAGCAACUGGUACUCUUAUACACCCCUCUCCACCUGCAAGAUAGCUGGCAACAUCACGGGCAUCAUCACGCAGCUAUUUGAACAGCUGGAAGAGAAACAUGGUUUACUCUUCGUGGCCCACGCCCUCGGCUACUUGACUUGUUCCCGCUCCGGUCUAACGUCCAAUGAGCUGCUCGAUAUAUUGUCAUGUGAUGACCCGGUCCUGGAAGACGUCUUCGAACAUUCCACUCCCCCAAUACGAAAGCUACCACCAUUACUGUGGACAAGGUUACGACUUGAUCUAGGGAGUAAUCUCGUUGAAAGUGGAGCAGACAACAUGGUUGUCUAUAGGUGGUACCACAGGAUAUUCUUUGAGGUGGCUUACUCCCGCUACGUGCAACCCAACAAGCAACAACUCCAUCAGAACAUCGCUGAAUACUUCUCAGAAAGAUGGGCGUACACGCCUAAGCCUUUCGUGAGCAAGAAGACCAAGAAAGUGGACGUAGCCUUCCGGCAGGUCCAGACCCAACCCUUGGUCCUGGACCGUGUCAACCAGGACGAGAGGUCAGCCAGUGCCAAGUCGCUCCAGAGCGAGUUAAAAAAAACGGCCGGCCCUCGUUACAACAUGAGGAAGCUUACGGAGCUUCCGUAUCAUCUCAUCCAAGCAAAGAUGUGGGACGAAGUGGAGAAGGUUAUGUGCUCCAUACCAUGGAUAGAAGCCAAGUGCCUGACUGGAAGGAUCUAUCAACUGAUUCUAGAACUUGCUCAGGCUGCAGACCAAUCGGACCACAAGUCCCAGAAGGUGACCGACUUCUACUACAUGGUACGAGCCAACGCCCAGAUCAUCCAGGAGAACCCUGAACUCAUUACCCAGCAGGCCCUCAAUGAACCUGACUCCUCAGCAUGCUGCCAGGUCGCCACCGAGUACCUCAAGACUAACCGCACCAAGAAGUUGUGCUGGCAAGCCUUGUCCAAGAGCCAAGUCCAAAGUGCAGAGGUCAUGACCCUUACCCACACUGCACCUGUAUCACUGGUACAGUUCUCCCCUAAGGGCAACCUCCUAGCGACAGCCUGCACGGACAACACAGUCAGAAUAUGGAUAGUUGCAAGCGGUGCCCUUGAGGCUACCAUAGAGACAGCAGCAUUGAAGGCUGCCUUUCCUCCCUCGGCCAGCUGGGUAGCCAUCUUGGGGAACAAGUCAAUCUGUACCUAUGGGAUUGGACAAUCAAGUCUCUCUAAAGGGAAGCUUCUGAAGCGCAUUAACGUGUCCAAAAUGGAGCCCGUCAACGGCACCAUCUUUGUCCCUGCCAAUUCCAAGCACCUGUACUUCUACUCCUACGGCCAACUCACCAUCUACAAUGCUGUUAGCGGGAAAGAGAUCCAGAAAAGUGACGUUAAGACGCGGCCGAGGUGUGUGGCAUUCUCUCCUGACGGGAAGCUUAUGGGAGUUGGCUGCAAGGCUGUGUUCAUCUGGGAUAUAUUCGCUCAGAAGGUGCUGAAGACAUUUUCUGAUGGCGUGUUGGGUGCUGAGAGCUCUUUGAGCUUCUCCAAGGAUAACAAGAUCCUCUGCGGUGUCCUGAACAACGGCACCUACUGCUGGAACGUGAAGGGGGCCGGGACCACUGCGACGGGGGUCCUCAACCUGAACUGCCUGGGUGGGAGGGGUGUGGUGUCCCCGAACCUGGACUUUGGGCUGUCUCUCGACGAAAAGGACACCGUGGAGAUCCUAAAGAUGAAAGCCAAAGAGUGGUGCAAACUGAGCGGCCACAAGGCUCCCGUCAAGUGUGCCAACUUCUGCCAGCCGACCUCCCAGUAUGGUCUCCUAGCAACGGGCAGUGAUGACCACACGGUGAGGAUAUGGGACACCAACCACAUCACUAAGUUCACCCAGAGUGCUCCAAAGGUAAAGCAGGUUCACAGUGGCCCAGUGAGUGCCUGUAUCUUCUUUCCUGACGGCUCCAAGGCAGUGACGUCUUGCAAGGGGGAGGACUGCAUCUUGUGGGAUCUGAACCAGAGCGUACCCCAAGCCUACGCGGUCCUCGGGACCGAGGCCGUUUGUGUAAUGGAUAAGGUUCGGUGCGUAUCCGAGGACGGGUGUUUUGUGUUUGCUACAUGCAACGGAUCAGACUUUGAUAUCUGGAACCUGAAGUCUACCCCAAGAAAAGCUGAUAGGAUAGCGAUUAUCGCACGCCACAGACUCCUCCCUUACGUCAGCCCGCGCUACCUCUUUGUAAAAUGUAAGAACCACGCCAUCGCUUGCUUCACGACACCAAACAAACCCGGCGACAUCUUCAUCUACGACCUUUUGUCGGCUGCGUGCAUCGGCGACUGGAUGGCGUACCCUGAUGAGAUACCUCUCUUUGAUAACUACACUCUCUGUGUUAAACAAUUCCACCAUGGACCUGACUUUCAUAUUGCAGCAGCAGCUCUGAGCGAGGACCAAAAGUCUCUGGCCACGGUGGCGGUGAGGACCUCGGACACCUCUCUGAAGCCGAUGGCCAAGGACACCGAGAAGGAAGACUACCUGAGCAACCCACCCAUCGUCCGAAUCUGGCACAUCUCUAAAGGCACUCCGCUGAUGGAGGUCGACCUCAAGGUCACCAUGACCCGAUUUCAUAAGAUCCGUUACCUAGGCGACCAGCUCAUCGUCUUCUUGCACAUGAAGUGGAGGGAUGCGUUGAAUGGAAACGGAAGACCCCAAUCAAGAAGUGCCCGAUCGAAACGUAUUGUGGAACAGGAGCACAAGCAAGGUGAGAUCAUGGUCACCGUCAUAGACACCUCUUCCGGUAACCCCCUCUACACCGACAAACGCCCAGGCACGUACACCAAGCUGAGCGUCCCAAGGGCACAGUUCAUGAACGCCAAAGGAAACGCCAAGGAGAACGCGCAGAGGACAUUCCUGAGCUGCGUGAAGGAUGGGAUUCUGAUCACGAGGCGUGUCGGCGAUAACCAGCCCGUGGGGAAGUUCAGGCAGAAGGACGAUGACGUGACCGCCUAUGCCUUCUCGGCGGAUAACAGUCGGACGUUGGUGGGUGUCGAUGACGGGACUGUUCAUCUCCUGCGCAUCGUAGGAGAUUCAAGGUGAGAGAGUGCCAUUGAAGAAUGCAGUGGAUUUUAUAUCCACAGUAAUUGGUCUUCUGAUAAGUGUCUAACCAUUGAUAUAAAGUCAGGGAGUUGUAAACACAUAUGGACUGAAACGUGAUAUGUGAUGUUCAAGGAUUUGUUUCAAUCCUCGUUAUCAACAUCAUGAGCAUGCACUAUACCUUUAUUUUUUUCAUGGUGUAGAGCACAGACCCAUUGUUUCAAAUUAUCUUACUUGUAGUUGUUCACUUUAGAUACUGGAGGCUAAGUAGUAUAACAGAGAAUAGGGAGUUAAGUAGAAGCAAGGAAUGUAAUUACAAAUCCCUUCCCUUUCUGUCACAAAUAUUUCAUGCAUGUUGAGGUUUUAUGUAGCAUAUUCACCUUUUUAUUCAGAAUUUGUGCGAUCAAAUAUUUUAUAAUGUUGAAUUCCGCAAAAUUGAAUACAGUCAACUCUGCAUAACUCAAAGUUGCGUAAGUCAAAUUUUCCCUAAUUCUCUCUCAGCAGUAAAGUCAGUUAUCAAAAUGUUAUGCAACAAAUGACCAGUGGACAAAUAUUAUACUACUUUUAUGAUACAAAUUACCAGUCAUCCAAUAUUGAGUACUACUUUUAUGUAACAAAUUACCAGUCGUCCAAUAUAUAAGUACUACUUUUUGCAUGGUGUAUUCAGAUUUAUGCAAUUAAGUCACAAGAAUUCUUAUUAAGUCGUGUAUUUGGAAUGUCCAACAUUAUUGUCAUGGAGUCAUGUGUAUAAUUGUGUUUUCUUUAAACUGAGCAAAAAGUAUUAUGAAAUUCAACUGUAAUUUUAUAUGUAAAAUGUAUUUCAAACUCCAGUGUUCAUAUGCAUCGAUCAUGAAAAAUUAUGCAAAUAUAUGUUAAUAUACAGUAUUCCGAUACAGAGAUAAACUAUAUUAAUUGGCUGAAUAUUAGCUGUAAUGUCAUUUCUGUGAAGAAAAUAUUCUGAUAUGUUUUCAUAUGCAUCGAUCUUGAACAAUUAUGCAAAUUUAUAUUAAGAUAGAGUAUUCAGAUGCAGAGAUAAACUUUAUUUAUUGGCUGAAUAUUACCUGAAAUGUCAUUUCUGUGAAGAAAAUAUGCUGAUGCUGAACAUAUGUCUUUCUUGGAUGGAUGUAUUGUCUUGCUUUUAAGAAAAAUGACAUAAAUUUGACAUGAAAGUAAUUUUAUUUAAUGCCCCUAUUGCUUUCAGCAGAUGAUAAAGAAUGUGGUGCCUUUUCUUUCCAUCUAAAUCAGAUUUUCCAUCAUGUCUUUCAUAUUAUAGUGUGUUAAGCGGUCUUUCAUAUCAUGGUGCCCUAAGUGGUCUUUCAAUUUAAGAUACAUGAAAUUGAAACCUGAUUGUUCACUAAGAGUAUUGGUGCAUUUACAAAUAUAUAUUCUUUAGCCCACCGCACACUAAGCGGCUAUACCUACACAUAUUUUUAUUCACCUGUUACGAAUAAUUUUACAUGUUUUCAAUAGUCAGAAAGGUAAUUGCAUACAUUAAUUGUUGCUAGGUAGGACAAACAUUAUGGCUUGUCCUACCAUACAACACGUAAUGAAUGCAAUUUCGAUUCUGACUAUUGAAAUACAUUUAUUUGAAACAGGUGAAUGACAGAAUUUUGAACAAGAAAGUUAACAAAGAUUUGUGCGUUAAAUUUGAUUACAUUACAAAAUGUAUGUAAUCAAACAUGUUACCACAGACUGGUAUACAAUUGAUGUGUGUGAAAGUAAUAUUGUGCUCUUAAUUCCAUUUGUAUAAAGAUGCAACAGAUGUAUUUUGUAUCUUAACCAUGUGAUCGUGAAGUAUUUAUGGAUUGAACUAUACAGUAAUUCUACAGUUAUUUAUUAGAAACAUUUAGACUACCUCUGAACUAGCAAAGGCAUUAGGUAAUGUGGAUUUGAUAAACAUUUAUCAUAUACAACUGUCGGCGUGAUAGUAAUAAUGUGAUUUUUAUCUUAUUUGUAAAAAGAUGCAACAGAUUUAUUUUGUAUCUUAUUCAUGUAAUUGUGAAGUAUUUAUGGAUUGAACUAUACAAUAAUUCUACAGUAAUUUAUUAGCAAUGGUUAGGCUACCUCUUUGAACUAGCAAAUGCAUUAGGUAAUGUGGAUUUGAUAAACAUUUAUCAUAUACAACUGUCGGCGUGAUAGUAAUAAUGUGAUUUUUAUCUUAUUUGUAAAAAGAGGCAACAGAUUUAUUUUGUACCUUAAUCGUGUCAUUGUGAUUAUACGAUACAGUAAUGGAUUAUACUCUACAGUAAUUCUUCUAUAACUUAUUAGCAAUGUUUAGGCUACCUCUCUAAACUAGCAAAGGCAUUGGGUAACAUGGAUUUUACAAAUGUAUCAUAUACAACUGGCGUGUGUGAUAGUAAUAUUUUGUAUUUUUAUUCUUUUUGCAUAACGAUGCAACAGAUUUAUUUCAUAUCUUGAUCAUGUGAUUGUGAUUGUACUAUAUAUAUAGUAAUGAGUUAUACUGUACAGUAAUUCUACUAUAAUUUAUUAGCAAUGUUUAGGCUACCUCUCCAAACUAGCAAAGGCAUUAUGUAAAAUGGACUUGACAGUGUAUAUUCAUCAUAAAAGUCAUCCAAAAAGUGAUAUAUUUAUGUAUUUAUUUGAUUUUGUACUAAUAUGGAGUACAUUUGAACAACAUACAGUGAACAACUGAAUUUUUCAUAUCCCCUCAUAAAUAUGAUGUUUUUUUGUAACUCAAGAAUGGAAGGUGGACUGGUUGAAUAUUAAUCAGGACAAAUCGUUUUUUAUCUACAACAAAAAUUGGUAUGGGUAUGAGUGAUUUAGUUGUUCAAAAUAAACGCUAGUGGCAAUCUGUGUUGUGCUGAUGUAAAUAUGUAAUGGUUAUAUGUAUGUUUUUAUGGUCAGUGUGUGAAACUACCUGAAUAUAUAGUUAUGAUACAAUGCAAGAAUGAACAAUUUUAGUGCAUUUCUUUGAAAAGUUUUUAUUGUAAUAGAAUUACAUGUACAUAAUGUAGUACUAGAGUUUUAUUUGUCAGUAAGUGUAUUUUGCUGUGUACUGCAUGCCAAAGAAUAGUUACAGAAAAUAAUUGUUAAGCUAGUGAACAUGACACAAGGGUCUAUUAUGCAUUAUAGUUUAGCAAAAUAUAUGUAUGUUUAUGUAAAAUCUUAUAUCAUAUUAAUUUCCAUAACAGUAUGCAUGAGGGCUUAUUUUGAAUAUGAUUUCUGGAAUACCUCAUGUAUACAUUACUAGAAGUGAUAAACUAUGAACAAAAAAAUUAUAUACUGGUAUACAUGUAUUUUCAUAUAAACUGUACCUAUUUUCUUUUUCUUUCAACUACUUACUGGGAAAUCAUUCCAGCCUUAUCUUGCAAUUCAAACUCUAUGAACCCUUUGUAAAGAAUACAUCAUGAUUUUUAUUUGAUUUUUUUUUUUAUUGAAUUCCCAUCUCGGAAAUAUUAUACAUGUAUUUUUUUUUUUUUAAGC